CAUGGCACUCUACUUCAACGAAGAUUCUCAGCGCUAUUUCAAAUCGGAUCUUGCAAAUAAAAAUGGAAUAGUGUUUCUGAACGUUAAACCGGCUUUCCAGGAAAGGGAACCCAACAACGGUCCGAGAGAAUUUGCAGUUAGGGAGGCUUUUGGAGUUGGUAAUGAAAUAAACGUCAAGUCUGACAUUGUCUAUAAUAACACCAAACCGAUAUACAGCAUUCUUCGCAUCCUAGGAGUCCUGCCUUUCACGAGACCCAAGCCUGGAGUAACUCUUUUCACCAGUGCCAGUCCUGCCAUGGCAUACUGCGCAUUUUUCAUGUUGUUGCUGACUAUCUACACCAGCUUUAUCCUGAUUCACCGAAUUGACCAUGUCCGUACGCUGGAAGGUCGUUUCGAAGAGGCGGUCAUUGCAUAUCUGUUUAUCGUAAACAUUUUUCCGCUGUUGAUUAUUCCUAUCAUGUGGUACGAGACCCGUAAGGUGACUAACCUACUUAAUAGUUGGGUUGAUUUUGAGGCCCUGUAUCAAAAAACGGCUGGUCACGAACUGAAACUGGAACUCAAAUCAAAGUGUCUGAUGAUAGCUGUUCUGCUGCCGGUCCUGUCGUGUGUGGCGGUAGCGAUCACUCAUCUUACCAUGGUGCAGUUCGAACUGGUUCAGGUCAUUCCCUACUGCAUCCUGGAUACGUUGACUUACACAAUGGGAGGGUAUUGGUAUAUGGCGUGUGAAAUUCUCAGCACAACGGCCAACAUUCUUGCAGAGGAUUUUCAAAAGGCACUGCGAAAUGUCGGACCAGCCGCAAUGGUCUCUAAGUAUCGUUCGCUCUGGCUGAGAUUGAGUAAACUGGCGAGGGACACCGGUUUAUCGACCUGCUACACUUUCGUCUUCAUCUGUCUGUAUCUGUUUUUUAUCAUUACCCUGUCGAUUUAUGGGCUACUGUCGCAAAUUUCGGACGGUUUUGGAAUUAAAGAUAUAGGACUGGCCGUCACUGCUUGCUGCAGUAUUGGAUUCCUAUUUUUCAUCUGCGACGAAGCUCAUUACGCCUCAUUCAACGUACGGACCAACUUUCAGAAAAAGCUGCUCAUGGUCGAACUGAGUUGGAUGAACUCGGAUGCCCAAACGGAAAUCAAUAUGUUUCUACGGGCAACGGAAAUGAAUCUUUCCAACAUCAACCUUGGAGGAUUCUUUGAUGUCAAUAGAACCUUGUUCAAAUCGCUUCUGGCAACCAUGGUAACAUAUUUAGUUGUGCUACUACAAUUCCAGAUCAGCAUUCCUGAUGAUCCGAGUACGAUGUUGGUGAAAAAUUUUACGGCUCCAAAGUAA
Messenger RNA from Malaya genurostris, 1321 nucleotides. RefSeq names its product gustatory and odorant receptor 24 (gene Gr63a). Lineage: Eukaryota; Metazoa; Arthropoda; Insecta; Diptera; Culicidae. Gene Ontology annotation, molecular function: sweet taste receptor activity. Bases 2 to 1321 code for a protein of 439 amino acids. Gene Ontology annotation, biological process: sensory perception of taste. The transcript is spliced from 5 exons. The record is from RefSeq and is a predicted model, not a curated record. Gene Ontology annotation, cellular component: dendrite; membrane; axon.